AUGACUGAGAAAAAGAGGCCACAGAUUUUGAUCAUGAGCACUGGCAGUGUGGCUUGCAUCAAGCUCCCAGAGCUAGUUUCCAAGUUGCACUCAGCAGAGGCAAUGGAUAUCAAAUUAGCUGUCACUGAGCAUGCUUUGCAUUUCUUUAGUCCUCCUGAUCUUCCACCAGAUGUGAUGGUCUUCAGAGAUUUAGAUGAAUGGACCACUUGGAAAGGUAGAGGUGAUCCUGUAUUACAUGUAGAGUUGAGGAAAUGGGCAACAAUUGGCCUAAUAGCUCCAUUAGAUGCCAACACUCUCGCAAAAGUUGCCAAUGGGAUAAGUGAUAAUCUGGUGACUAGUGUCCUGAGAGCUUGGGAUAUGCAGCGGCCAUUGAUCUUCUGUCCAGCCAUGAAUACAUGCAUGUGGAAUCAUCCAUUGACUCAGAAGCAUCUGAAGGUAUUGGAGGAUGAGCUGCACUUCCAGCAGGUACCCCCAGUUGAAAAGGAACUGAUGUGUGGAGACAAAGGUAUUGGUGCUAUGGCUAAUGUUGAGGACAUUGUCAAAGCAGUUCUAUGUAUUUGGGAUGCAUCCAGUCUCAACAGUAAAAACUAGGUUUCUCCUCUUUUUAUGAAAUUCUUAUUGACAAAAAUCCAUAUCACCCA
This is a messenger RNA of Darwinula stevensoni, 641 nucleotides long. Lineage: Eukaryota; Metazoa; Arthropoda; Ostracoda; Podocopida; Darwinulidae. The record is from the annotation of a GenBank genome assembly.